Molecule: messenger RNA, 1233 nt
Organism: Plenodomus lingam JN3
Lineage: Eukaryota; Fungi; Ascomycota; Dothideomycetes; Pleosporales; Leptosphaeriaceae
Biological process (GO): RNA processing
Cellular component (GO): nucleus
Molecular function (GO): RNA-3'-phosphate cyclase activity
Source: RefSeq, a predicted model, not a curated record
AUGUCACCUCCUCUACCCAUCCAACUCGAUGGCACAACCCUCGAAGGCGGCGGCCAACUUCUGCGUCUCGCCCUUGGUCUCUCCAGCCUAACUUCAAAGCCCAUCACCAUCACUAACAUCCGCGGUAAACGGCAUGGAGGCGGCGGUCUAAAAUCACAACACCUAGCCUGCGUCCAAUGGCUCGCUCAAGCCUGCUCCGCCCAAGUCAGCGGCGCAACCCUGAAGAGCAGGGCAAUCACUUUUAUUCCAGACACUGUACGGACAACACCCAGCAACAUACUCACCAGCAGAGAAAUCCACAUCAACCAAACCACACCUGGAAGCGUCACCCUCGUCUUCCAAGCCAUACUGCCCUACAUUCUCUUCUCAGGCUCUUCCUCUUCCUCCUCCCCACUCCCAGUCCAAGUGCACAUCACAGGCGGUACCAAUGUCUCCAACUCGCCAUCCAUAGACUACAUAGCACAAGUCCUCCUCCCCACCCUCCAACUCAUCGGCAUCCCCCCCAUCACCAGCACCCUACACUCCCGCGGCUGGUCUCCACCCGGCAAUCCCCCACAACUAGGCAGUAUAACCUACACCAUCCGCCCGCUCAGCGGCCCCCUUCCCGCAUUCAACCUCACCAACCGCGGCCCCAUCACCGGUAUAAAAGCCACCAUCAUCGCUCCCCAAGCCUCCGAACUCCACUUCCGCAACCACCUAGCCCACAUCUUUCAACACCGCUUCUCCCCCCUUUCCACACCUACCACACCCACCCCGACCCUCACGAUAACUUUCCACCCCUCCCCCUCCCCAAAACACUACUACCUCCUCCUAACCGCCCACACCACCACCGCCCACACUCUCGGCCGCGACCUCCUCUCCACCACCCGUCCGUCCAAAACCACAUCUGAAAAACUAACCGCCACUACCAUGGUGGAACAAGUCUCCGCCCAGCUGCUCGAAGAAAUCGCUACAGGUGCCUGUGUGGAUAGUCAUCUGAGGGACCAGCUGCUUGUGUUUCAGGCGUUGGCGCGGGGAAGGAGUACGGUGGCGGGAGGGGGGCGGGAGCCGAGUUUGCAUUUGAAAACUGCGCGGUGGGUUGCGAAGGAGAUAUUAGGGGUAGAGGGAGAGGGAGAGGAGGAUGGGGGGUGUGAGGGUGUUGGGUACUGUCCGGGUCCAGGAGAGGGGAAAGGGAAUGUGGUGGAUAACGAAGAGGGGGGAUUGGCCGAGGGAUUAGAGAGAUUGCAAAUGUGA